AUGGACUCCGGAUCUCCAUCGCGAAAGCACCCUCGCUCGGAUGCCUUCGCAUCCGUAGCAGCAUCUCUCGCGCCUCCAAACAAACGCCGGCGCACAACGUUUCUCUGCAACCCGGUUCCUCAAAACCUUCUGAAUGGGGUUAGUCCAUUUGCGAAGUACAAUCGAAAUGUCGGUUCACAAACACCUGCGGGCACUUCCUCGGUCUCCGGCUUGGCUUCGGCAAAACAAUCGGAUACACACAGCGUAACAAGCAGUACGGGUAGGUCUAGGCUCGCUGAGCAGAUCCGAAGCUUUGCACCAAAACCUCUUAUGUCCCCUUUUGCUGCGCGUGCUGCGUUGAAAAAUAAGAGCUUUGGUGCUUCAACUCUCCGCCGUACUACAUCUGCCGCCGGCCCUAGUGUUAGGGGCCCGAAUGGAAGUUACAGUCGUCCGUCUUCUAGGGCCGGUUCGGUUGCGUCGGCAGUUUCACCUCCUGCUCCGCGACCUGUAUCAGUGAUCGGGGGUGGAUUGUUUACCCCUGCUAAACCCGUUGCUACGCCCGCCAGGAGAAUUCACCAUCCUGACUUCUCUUUUGAUAACAAACCACCCCCGUCCUCUUUCCGGUUUACAGCUGGUGACUCUCGUGCGAAUACUCCGACUGCGCAAUCGUCCGGAAUUACUUCCCGCGCGCAUACUCCUGUUCGUCGCGGGCCGACUAUGGGCUCGCCUAGUGUGUCCUUCUCCUCCAGAGUGUCUCCGGCCGCUCGUAGGACAUCACCUGCGGAAAGCAAAGCUCGCGCUGAUAGCAUUCUUGGAUUUUUCAGCAGCAGCCUCGAUAAAGCGAGGCAAGCACUGGCGGGAAACAGGGCUGAUCGCUUGGAGGAGAAGAGACAGAAGGAGAAGGAAGCUAUUAGGAAACAAAUGGAGGAAGACGAGAGGAUCAGAAGGAUAGAGAUAUUCGAGCGAGAACUGGAGAGAGAGGAAAGAGAGCUGCAGGAAGAAAUGGAGAGAAUAGAGGACCGGAAGAGGAUGAAAGAGCAGGAGGAGAUCGAAAGGAGGCAAGAGAGGGAAGAGAGGGCUGCUGAGGCACAAUUUAUUUCUUCUGUCAAGCACAGAAGUCAGGAGGUUCAGCUAAGCUUCAGCGGAGCCAAUGGAGGUCCUUCUUUUGUCACGGAGGAUACGAUUCCCGAUACGAUCUAUACUGACUAUAAUACUCAAGGGAGUCAUUAUGGCGUAACAUCUACGUUUCGAGACGGUCACCUUGCCCAAUAUUCUUCGCAGGAGUUGCACUCCCGUCCUAGUGUAUCUUUGGGCGUUACCAUCAACAACAACCCAGAUAAGCUACCUCAGCCUCCUCAAUUACAACGGGACCUAGCCUUACGUAUGGAGGGGGAGAGAGACCGCGAAGAGGGCGGCGCAUGGGAGCCCGAGGCCAGGGCUCCCCAGCAGCCCCAGAACAAUGUUAUAUCGUUAGAUUCCGAUGAUGGCGACGACAAUAAUGGUGAUUCAGAACAAGAAACCCUACGGUUUGCCCCCAUGUUUUCCCUUCAUGAAGGGGCUUUUUUCUUUUCUUUUUGGCUGAUAUCCGGAAUAGGAAGCCCUCGUUUUUGUUUUCCCACAUGCCCACUCGGGAAGACGCCCCAUCUGAUGGUGGUUCAUCUCAGGAGCUUGAUGAAGACGAGUAUUAUGAGAAUGAGGAAUAUGAGAGGGAUGAUUCAAGAAAUUAUGAAGAGGGAGAAGAAGGGGAGUACGGGGAAGAAGAAUUUGAAGAGGAUGCAGAAGCUGAGGAGGAGUAUGAAGAAGGGGAAGAAGUUUCAACUAUGCCGAGGCGGUUUGCGGUAGAAGAUGAUGAGAUCGAGGAAGUUAUUGAGGAAUUUGGCUCUGAACCAGCUGAAGACUCUGACGGAGCAGAAACGGAUCAAUAUGAUGCUAAAGCUGAAGGGGAAUACGAGGAGGAGGAGACCGAAAAGGACGAUACCGAUACUGAGAGAAUUGUUGAAUGGAAAAUUCCUAGGGUCGGCAAAGGCGAAGAUCCUGACCGCAGUCUCGGUUCAACCGUCUUGCUUCCGAGCCAGCCGACAUCCUUUACUAACAAGGGGCCGGUCUCGCCCGGCGAUGUCCCUUCGGACCCGGAAAGGACUCCAGUGCCCGAAGAUCGCUCCUGCCCCGAAGCUCCCCGGGAGCCAGGUCCAGUCCAAUCCACCUUGGGAAAUAGCUUUUUUGGUGCCCAACAACCCACAGAAGCCCAACCGAUACCCGUCAAAGUAGAAGCAAAUUUAUCCGCACCUACUUCCCUAGUUUCUGAGAAUGAUGUUCGGUCUGGAAGUGAGGAGCUCCAAGUCGCUGAGAUGAGUGAUUCCGGGAGGCAGCCCAGCUCCCCCAAUAGUAUUAUUGUCAUCGGUCGCAGCGUUAAUGGCGACCCCGAGGAUUCCGAAGCUUAUUCGCAACGCGAGGAAACCCAAGAGCCCAUCGACUUAGGGAUUACUGUCAAAAGAGAAGAUGUCUACAAUAAAAAUAAGAGACAUAUUGGGACAAUCGACGAGCAGGGAUACAUUUAUGCGAAUACCGACGAGCAGGCGAUUGGCUUUAUGGAUCAAUGGGGCCAAUUCUUCACCGUUGGCCAUGAAGGAGAGGGUGCGAGAGAUCUUUCCGAUAACGAACUAAACGGCAUGCCUUCUGAGGACGAACUUGAAUAUGAAGCUGUUAGCGGCAAUGAUGAGGCUGCCGAAGAGGCUAUCAAGGAAGUUGGUAGAGAUCUAAAGGAUGUUCCGGGAGGUGUUCAUGACCAAGGCCGUGUCAGCUCAGAGAGUGUGGGGUCUGAGGAGGAGCUGAUUGAACCUUCAGCAGAAAAGGUCACCUGCAGCGACGAUGAACAGGAAGAUGAUGCAGAGGUCUUAGUUGAAGAGGAAAAGCAAGUUGGCCUUGAAAUUGGUAACCAAUGCGAGAGGAUGGCUAGUAGCCCGGGGGAGACGGCGUUUCCCCCAGCAAAAGAAGGUGUUGAUCGGCUCAUUGGGUUUCGCCAUGACCAGGAGGAGCCUUCACAGACACCAAACUCCAAUCGCUUCUUGAGCAACAAAGACAUUUCGAAAAACCUGGCCCUUACGGCAGGUGGGGCACUGUUUGUGAAGCCUCCUGCGAGAGAAGAGUGUAUAGUAGAUGAUACCAUUGAAGAUGAGCCGGAAAUCCCCGUCGAUCCCGAUCUAGAGAUGCAGCAGGCGCUUACCCCCGCAUCUGAUGACGGAAAUUCGUCGCCGAUGGCUGUAGACGAAGAACCUAAAGAACGGGGAGAGUCACCUGAUACAGCAAAGGACCCAAAGUCGAAUGACGAAGGAAAAGGGCCUGGGGUGACGGAGGAGUUGGACGAGUUACCUGAGGCUUCGGAUUUGGUCAUCGUAGAAGACGGUGAAGAUGAGGAAUCCGGAGAUGACCGCCCUGCCCUCUACCCGAUGUUACCUGAUUCUGUCUGCGAUCGAAGCUCGAUAGCGAGGGAGUUUACACGCGAAGCUACGGUCGAAACGGUAGAGUGGGAUGGUAGCACAGAUGCACUUUACGAGGGUGUUCGCAUUGCGCUUGAGGGGGUGGAGGGGUCCGGUGAAUCUAGUGGGGAGCCUUCGCAGUCAGAAGAGCCUGUGGAGUCAGAUGAGGAGAUCGAAUUAGUAGAAGAUUUGGAUGAGAUUGAGGAGGUUGAGGUUGAGGUUGAGGUUGAAGGGGUUGGGGAGAAGGGGGUGGGUGAGGUAGUCGACGCUGAAUUCGACUCGGGGGAAUUGGAGUCGGGUCGGGAGAAGCAGUCAGCGGAGGAGUCAGCACAGGAGGGUGAGCUGGGGCCAGUAGAAGAGGGGGCGGGAGUCGUGGAGCAAACAGAGGAGGCUGAUUCGGAUGGGGGUGCCAAGUCAGCUACGUCGGGGAUAGAUCUCGCCGGCCAGGUCGAAACCGAAGAGUUCCAGGCAGAGGAGCUUGAGGCCGGUGUACAGGCAGAUAUUGAGGAUACAAUUGAUUCGGAAGUCGAUAUUCCAGACAACAUCUCGGAGGAGCCGGUUGCAUUAGUCGGUUUAGGGCAUCGGUAUAAUGAUAAUACAAAUUCUGCCCAUGAACCGCAGGAGAAACAGCGAAAUCAAACGUCCGGAAUUGAGGUUAUUGUUGAAAUCGAUCAUGCACGGCAAAUCACGCCGGUCUCGGAAAAUGCAGCUACAACCCCUCCGCAGUUAGAAGCAACCCCUCCUAAACGCCGGAGGGCCGAUCCAAAACCGAAUUACCCGCACCCCGACUCCCCACUCUCUGGCGACAGUCCAGUGCAGCAGAAGUCAGGAUCAGUUGGCGAUGAUAUCCAAAAUCAGGAUGCAGGUGAAGCUCCCGCACCCACCAAGAGGAAGCGGAUCAGAAAGCACCGCCGGAGGAGAAGGCGCAAGUCCGGAAUUGACCCGCUCUACGUUCCAUCGCCACAGGAGCUUGAACAAGACGCGGAAGAUGAAACUGAUUCGGAGAUAGACCAACCAGCAGCCAAACGUCGAAAAUACAAGGCAAAAUCGGUUACCACAACUCCGGCCAAGCCUAUCAGGCUAGAUGAAGAACUAGAGUCGGGUUCGAAGGUCGUGGGGACUGUGGCUGCUGCUACAGAGGUGGCAAGCAUUGGGGAAAAGCGCGAGUGGAAAGUCAAGCUAGGAGAAAGGGGUGUUGUACCAAUGUUUACAUCUGAAGAAACCAGCAUUCCUCUAGGAAAAGCGUUAAGGGAUGGAAAAGUUGUUCAGCCCCCUCCCUUGAUUGUCACCCCCCCCAAGCGGGCUAAACGCGGCCAGUCGGCAGAGCCAAAGGUGUUUAGCAGGGAGAAUUCUGAAGAGCCUGAGGUGAGAGCACUUCGGAAUCGAAAUGUCGUGGUGAACCGCGGCCGAUCCGUAUCGGUCGAACCUUCCGCCGGCGAGAGCGAUACCGGCAGGGCCCCCAAACGGAUCAAGCGAGGUCCCUCCACUCAGCCAACAGUACCUAGCAGAGGCAGCUCAGAGGAGCCGGAAGUCCGAGCGCUUCGGAAUCGAACUGUCGUCGUCAAUAGGGGUCGAUCUGCCUCGGUUGAGUUGUCAGCAAGCGAAACAGAUACCGCUGGGGGUGGAUCUAGACGCAAAACUCGGUCCGCAAAGACAGCCGUUCCGGAGGCACCAAGUACACCUAAAAAGAAAGGCAAGAAGGCUGCGGAACUGCCCCUAAGUAGUAUCAAGGAGGUGGUUGCCGAGGAAUCUCCAAAGAAAAACGCCAGAGCUGCUCGGAAGAAGUGA
This is a messenger RNA of Tuber aestivum (summer truffle), 5243 nucleotides long. The record is from the annotation of a GenBank genome assembly. Lineage: Eukaryota; Fungi; Ascomycota; Pezizomycetes; Pezizales; Tuberaceae.